Messenger RNA from Aspergillus aculeatus ATCC 16872, 537 nucleotides. RefSeq lists its product as uncharacterized. The record is from RefSeq and is a predicted model, not a curated record. NCBI's taxonomy places the organism in Eukaryota, Fungi, Ascomycota, Eurotiomycetes, Eurotiales, Aspergillaceae. The transcript is spliced from 2 exons. The coding region runs from base 8 to 337 and encodes 109 amino acids.
GGCGGAGAUGCCGUUCAUGUGUGCUCCGUUGGUGUUUCCGGGGAUCGAGCGGGUGGCGCAUGAGAUGAUCGACGGGUAUGCGCAGGGCAGGGAGUCCGCCAGUAACGCGGCGCUCAGGUUCAAAGAUAAGGCCAAGGGAACGGGCAAGUGGCUCGCCGACUAUUUUGACCGUCGCGCGCAGGCCGACUUUGCAUUCAACAAUCCUAAUUCAACACUCGUGAAGGCCAUGGGCGAUGCAGCCCCACAGUUCAAGUCUAAGUUGAGUGACCCGAACGACCAGCGGAACAAACACCUGGCUACCCUCAUCACCGGGGGAAAGCUGCGAGCAGAGCCGUGAGUUUUCAUCUCGACAGUGUUCAUGUGGUUAAGGUGAGUUGAUCUGACUCUGACAGACUUGGUGCGAAACGGCGGUGGGAAAAGGCGCAACGUAAACUGGACGAGCAAAGGGCUCAAGGGUUGAAGGAAAAGCCUCAGAAGCGCCUGUUACAGGAGAACGUGUUAUACCUCAUGGUGGUGAAUAUGCCCACAGAAGCUGAG